GAGAGAGGAGAAAGAGAGAGGGGAGAGUGGGAGGACCAGAGAUCUGAGUGGAGGCUGAAAGAAGAGGUCGAGCUAGGGGAAAGUAAAGGAGAGUUGGGGGCCCUGAAGGAGGGGAACAGUGCAGAGUCCUCAUCAGGAGAGAAGGAGCGACCGCAGUGGGAAUGUGGAAGGGGGGGAACCAGGAAGCAGUCAUUGAGGGGGCAGGUGCAGAGUUGGGGGGACAAGGGAGCUGGGGUCUGGAAGAUGCCCCAGGGCUCUUGGCCAGGGCAUCCUUGCCUACUAUGCUUCCAUGGCCGCUGCCCCUGGCCUCCUCAGCUCUUACAUUGCUCCUUGGAGCCCUCACUUCCCUGUUCCUCUGGUACUGCUACCGCCUGGGCUCCCAAGACAUGCAGGCCCUGGGGGCUGGGAGCCGAGCUGGGGGUGUCAGUGGGGCUGGUGGAUGCCCUGAGACUGGCCGACUAGGCCCAAGGGGCUCUGGGGAUCCAAGGGAAGGACCCAGGACAGAAGGCCUAGUGAGCAGGCGGCUUCGGGCCUACGCCAGGCGCUACUCCUGGGCUGGGAUGGGAAGAGUGAGGCGGGCGGCUCAGGGAGGCCCAGGCCUCCCAGGAGGGACAGGGGUGCUGGGUAUUCAGCGCCCAGGCCUGCUUUUCCUACCAGACCUGCCUUCAGCACCCUUUGUGCCACGGGAUGCCCAACGGCAUGACGUGGAGCUCCUAGAGAGCAGCUUCCCCGCCAUUUUGCGGGACUUUGGGGCCGUGAGCUGGGACUUCUCAAGGACUACCCCUCUGCCUCGCGGCUGGUCCCCACCCCUGGCCCCUGGGUGCUACCAGCUCCUGCUGUACCAAGCAGGCCGGUGCCAACCCAGCAACUGCCGACGGUGUCCGGGAGCUUAUCGGGCACUCAGGGGGCUGCGAAGCUUCAUGAGUGCUAAUACAUUCGGCAAUGCUGGCUUUUCUGUUCUCCUGCCUGGGGCCCGGCUUGAGGGCCGCUGUGGGCCCACCAAUGCUCGAGUCAGAUGCCAUCUGGGCCUGAAGAUCCCCCCUGGCUGCGAACUGGUGGUUGGUGGUGAGCCUCAGUGCUGGGCUGAGGGGCACUGCCUCCUGGUGGACGACUCCUUCUUGCACACAGUGGCUCACAAUGGAUCCCCCGAAGAUGGGCCUCGAGUGGUCUUCAUUGUGGACCUCUGGCACCCCAACGUGGCUGGGGCUGAACGCCAGGCCCUCGACUUUGUCUUCGCACCAGACCCUUGAAAGAAGGUGCUCGCUCCCUUCUGGCACCUGAGCUGGAAUGAUGCUGCACUCAACAACAGUUUGGGUGGUGAAGACCUCUUCCCCACUGUGAAGGGAUGGGAGGGUGCUGGGGUGGGAUUUAACCAGCCAGCACUGAAAUACAAAUUCUGAAUCCUC
This is a messenger RNA of Nannospalax galili (Upper Galilee mountains blind mole rat), 1406 nucleotides long. It is a transcript of the gene Asphd1, whose product is annotated as aspartate beta-hydroxylase domain containing 1. Lineage: Eukaryota; Metazoa; Chordata; Mammalia; Rodentia; Spalacidae. The record is from RefSeq and is a predicted model, not a curated record. Bases 162 to 1250 code for a protein of 362 amino acids. The transcript has 3 exons.